GUCCACAGGGGGACAUUUCAAGGCGUUUUUCACGGCUGCACACCUUGGUUGAUUAAAGGGGGGGAAGGAGAUGAAAGUUGGUGGCACAGUCACGUAUUCAGACCUUGCACCAAAAGUGUUCAAAAGUGGUUGAUGAACUGGUCGUUUCUUCCGUUUUUUAAAAACAAUCGACGACGACGAUAUUCUUGAAAAACCUUGUUCAAAAAGCCAAAUCCAAUCUUUUGUUGUUCAUUCCGCCCCAAUACGCCAUCAUCUUUUCCCCACCCAACCCUUUUGCUGCCAUCGUUCAUCGCGUUUUUCCUAUUCAAACAAUUGAAAGCAACUCCCCUCAAUUGCCCAACUCUUCCAUACUCCCCCUUUGGGGUUUCCUUUGUGCUUUGAUGACAGCAGGGGCCAAGGGAGGGGCAGCUGACGAAUUACCCUUGAAAAGCUUGUCGUUGUUUAUCCGGAUUUUGGUUUGGGGUGGAUGAAAAGGUGUAUUUAGAAAGUUGCUUGUACUGUUUUCUUAUAUGUUUGGGGAGGAUAUACGGCUAUGGUGUUGCCAGUUAUGCCAAACGACACGGAGACCCACCAGAUGGGAACUCGACUGGAGAUGCGAUGGUCUUGGGAGCUGGUUCUCAUUUCCUAUGUCGUUUCCGUAUUGGGAUCUUACACAACAACCCAACUCAUGUGCCAAGUCCACAAAUCCAAAUCACGGACAAAAUCCCUCGGAUGGAUCUUGAUGGCCUCGAUCACAUUCGGCGGAUGCGCGAUAUGGAGUAUGCAUUUCGUAGGGAUGAUGGCCUUGGAUAUCGGGAUUCCCAUAACGUUUGAUGUGGGGUUGACGAUUGCGAGUGUUGUUGUUGCUGUUGUUGCAACGUUUGGGACGUUUGCGUUUGAGGUGCUUUGGGUGGGGGGAUAUGUACAGGUCAAGGAUUUGGAUAAAGAGGAGCGGGGGAGCACUAUGACGUUGGUGGAUGAGGAGACCAUUUUGGACAUGCCCAUGAUAGAGGGAUCGAGACGAUGGACCCUUUCGGGUGCCUUUAUGGAGGAUGGUGGGUAUGCCCCUUCAGAUGCAAUGGGGAGACCCAAUCUGGAUCAUCUUCUUCCUACCCCGCUUGGCACGCCGCAAGCUUUCUCGAAUCGCAUAUGUGGGACAUGGGCGUUAGGGAGGUUUGUAUGGACGUUUUGGGAAACGUUGUCUGCGAGAAUUGUCUUCAAGGGGCUCUUGUUGGGAUUUACGGUAGUCGGGAUGCAUUACACGGGGAUGAUGGCCAUGAGGAUGGACGCAGUGAUUGUGUGGGAUGGAUGGGUGGUUGUACUGAGUGUUUUGGAUGCGUGGUUUGUCUGUGUCGUUGCAUUUUGUUUUAUGCCAAUUGAAGUGGAUCUUGUCAAGCAGUUUAUGUUCAGUCUUAUUGCCGGUGCCGGUACUCCCCUCCACGCCAUAUCGGGGUACACAGAGCUCAUUGCGCACACCCCUCUAACAGAAGAGCAAAAAAUCUACCUGGAUUGCAUCAAAACGGGAUGCUAUACAAUCCAACUCAUCACAAACAAUGUCCUUGAUUUCGCCAAACUCGAACGCGGGAACGCCGAGACUCGGGCACGACCUGUUGAAUUGGAUAUGAGGCGAUUGGCGGCGGAUGUAGUGAGAAGUUGUGCGCCGGUCAAGGAUGAAGGGAAAUGCGUAGACGUCAUAUUAAGUGUUGAGCAGAGUGUGCCGUUGAUGGUGUUUGUGGAUGAGAUUUAUGUUACGAGGAUUAUUAUGAACCUUGUGAGCAACGCAGUAAAGUUUACGUCAACGGGGUACGUGCUUGUACGUAUUCUCUGGGAUCGACAGGAUGGCGAUGCGUUAGUGAUGCGAGUUGAAGAUACGGGGGAAGGGAUUCCAGAGAGUUUUCUGGGGACAGUGUUUGAGCCGUUUCGACAAGCCGACACGUCCUUGACUCGAAAACACGCUGGAACUGGGCUGGGACUCUCUAUUUGCAAACAACUCGUUCAACGCAUGUCGGGCACCGUCCAUGUGGAAUCUACGCACGGCCUCGGCUCAGCAUUUACGAUCCGCCUCCCAAUGGCCGAUGAGACGCAUGCCGAGCUUGUACAUACACCCGUGCGACGUGUGAGUGUACCCACCGUGAAACCCGUCAUGUGGUUUUGGUGUCGGAGUGAGCGUACAGAAAGGUUGUUGGCGAGGAUUUGGGAGGGGUGGGGGUACGAGACGGCCAGUGUGGAUCGACGUGUACAGACCCGUGGCGCUAUUGUGUGGACGGAUAUAGAGUUGUGUCGACGGGAUCCGAGUACAUUGGAGGGUCUUUUAGCGUCAAUGCCUAAACUUGUUUUGGUUUGUUAUGAUGAAUUGGGGUCUGAGGAUGCGUGGGUGACGAGGUGUGAUGGGAUCCUACUCGUCAAGAGACCUGUAAUUGUCCAUGUUGUUGCGGCAAUGGUGGAAGAGACGCUGGUAAUACCGAAUGGGACGGCGAUUCCAGACGAGAACGCUCCAGUCGAGAACGGGGCGGUUUUUCCGGCUGGACGACGACGAUCAGUCUCGGAACCCAUCUUUUCUUCUGGGCCUGAUACGACUCCUCAGAGCGGUGUAUCGGGCAGUGCACAGAGUAAGGACGAAAAGGGAGAGCCUGGAAUGCACAAGGGGCGAAUUCUCCUCGUCGAAGACAAUGUGGUCAAAUCAAAAAACUCGGUAUCCCGCAUCCUAACCAAAAAUGUCCCUACCAAGUCGACCUUGCGUCCAAUGGGCCAAGAAGCCCUCGACAAAACUCUCGCACAAUCGUAUGACUGCAUCCCUCAUGCACUGCCAAAUGCCCAUCAUGUCUGGCCUGGAAUCCACACGACGGAUACGAGCACUCGAAGAACGCGGGGUCCAACUCUGUCGGCGUCAGAACAAGAGAAUACCGAUUAUUGCGUUGACUGCCAAUGUAUCAGCAGAGAGUAG
Molecule: messenger RNA, 2923 nt
Organism: Spizellomyces punctatus DAOM BR117
Lineage: Eukaryota; Fungi; Chytridiomycota; Chytridiomycetes; Spizellomycetales; Spizellomycetaceae
Exons: 8
Coding region: 533-2923 (796 amino acids)
Biological process (GO): protein autophosphorylation; signal transduction
Molecular function (GO): phosphorelay sensor kinase activity; histidine phosphotransfer kinase activity
Source: RefSeq, a predicted model, not a curated record